UUGUAACAUGUCACGUACACGAAAGCGUGCAGGACGCUGGAACCGCAGGUAUCGGUAGGAGGCGAGAGCACGAGUCAAAGUGGUCGUCCUUACUCACAGCGCACACAGGUUACGUGCCGAGAAGGGCUCCAAUACCGCUGUGCAAGAUGAAAGCUACGGUGGCAUGCCUUGUGGUAAUAUUCCUCGUUUUUGCGAGUGCACAAUAUCCUCCAAGACGUCGCCCGCAUCAUCCGAGACAGUCCCUCUGCGUCUGGCCAGAGGAAUACCGUGUCUGGACACUCAAGUGCAUGUACGGCCGCGUUGAACCCCAAGUGCAGCAGCUAAUGCGCUACAUUCUCAAUAAAGGAGGCUGGGGAGUAGAAGAGUUCGCUCGGGCGUUGUGCAGUCCGUACGAGGUGUUCAAGCUCAGGUCGCACUUCCGGAAAAAGUCGGAUCAGAAGCUCCUGAGAGAAGCUACUGUCGAAGCAGACAAGUGCCUCCGCUACCUUAUCAAGAAUGCAAAAAACGCUUGAGAGGUGUAAGGGAAGGAAACUAUUAAACACAAUGUUUGAAAACAUGA
Molecule: messenger RNA, 559 nt
Organism: Rhipicephalus sanguineus (brown dog tick)
Lineage: Eukaryota; Metazoa; Arthropoda; Arachnida; Ixodida; Ixodidae
Exons: 5
Coding region: 147-512 (121 amino acids)
Source: RefSeq, a predicted model, not a curated record